Chiloscyllium plagiosum (whitespotted bambooshark) is the source of this 382-nucleotide messenger RNA. NCBI's taxonomy places the organism in Eukaryota, Metazoa, Chordata, Chondrichthyes, Orectolobiformes, Hemiscylliidae. The record is from RefSeq and is a predicted model, not a curated record.
AUGCCUGGGUCUCCUGCUCUGCACAUCCCGGUUUGCAAAGUAAAGUUCCCUUGUGUAACUGGUCUCUCUCGUUUUCUCUGCUUGCAGUCCAUCCGGUACCAGUUCUACCCUCAGAACAAGACCUGUGUGAAGUCUGCUCUCCGUACUCCAUUCCAACGCAUCGCAGUUCCCUCUAAUGCCACGUUCGUCUCUCAGAUAUAUUUUGGUGGCUCCUCUGAACCACGGGAGGGUGUUCUGACCAAUGUCUGGAUGCUUACGACUGGUGACAGUGAAUAUUGCUUCCUGUCUUACACGGAAUCCAAUUGCCUCCCUCUAUCAGAGGUCUGCUUCAGCAAAGACAAGAGCUGGGUCUUCGCAACGUGAGUUGGUCAAUGCAGUCUCU